This is a messenger RNA of Vicia faba (fava bean), 1227 nucleotides long. The record is from the annotation of a GenBank genome assembly. NCBI's taxonomy places the organism in Eukaryota, Viridiplantae, Streptophyta, Magnoliopsida, Fabales, Fabaceae.
AUGGAUCUCCCUCCCUCUCAAACUCGGCGUGCGCCCAGCUUGCCGUCGUCACCACCAACCCUCCCCGACGAAAUCAUGGCGGAAGUUGUCUCCUUCCUCUCCGUCAAAUCCCUCAUGCAAAUGAAAUGUGUGAGUAAGUUCUUCAACUCCCUCAUUUCCGAUCCCACCUUUAUCAAAACGCAUCUCCGUCGAUCCGCACGAAACCCUCAGCUCACACUUGUCUCAGGAAAGUGCGUAGCAGAUUUCCGUUUUGUAACUCUCCCUAUCAGUAAGUUUCUCGAGAAUCCUCUGAUCACCGUUCCCGAGAAUCCUUUCCAUCCAUUGUUGGAUACUGUCCAUUACUGGUUGGUUGGUUCUUGUAAUGGAUUGUUAUGCUUUGCUCAUUAUUCUAGUUUCACUGGCAGCUAUAGAGAUUGCUGGCUUAAUUUCUAUAAUCCAGCUACAAAUACUUUAUCUAAGAAAUUAGGGUAUUUUAAGGAUUAUUGCAAGCAUCGUUAUUUCUUCUCUAGAUAUGCAUUUGGCUAUGAUAGUUUAACUGAUAAUUAUAAAGUUGCCGCGUUAAGAUUGACUGGUGACGGUGAAAUUGGUGGUGAAACUGGUGACAGUGAAACUCAAUUGAGAACAGAGGUGAGAGUUUUUAGUUUGAAGGAUAAUGUUUGGAGGGACAUUCAAGGUUUUCCAGUUGGUCCUCUCCGGUUAACUCUUCCGAGUGAGAAUCAUGGUGUUUACUUGAAUGGGAGUCUUAUCUGGUUGGCACUACGGAAUUCUUACUCUGCGGAUAGGUUUUAUCAUAGUAAUGAUAUUACUCUUGAUCAAUUUGUGAUCAUUUCGCUUGAUCUGGGUGCUGAGAGACACGUGGAGCUAAUACCUCCGCAGGGUUUGGAGGAAGUGCCGCUGAUUGAGCCGACUAUUUCUGUGUUGAUGGAGUCUCUUUGUUUUUGUCAUGAUUUCAAACAGACUUGUUUGGUUAUAUGGCAGAUGAAGGAGUUUGGGGUUGGAGAGUCUUGGACUCAACUCUAUAGAAUUAAAUAUCAGAAUCUUCAACACAUUGGAUGCUGGUUGCCAUUGCACAUUUCUGAGAAUAAGAAUACUUUGGUAUUGGCUAACAAGCGAGAGCUGCUAGCUAUUAUCUAUGAUUGGGCGAAUAAUAGAGUAGAGAUAGUUACCAAUAAACCGCGGUGGGCCUUUUGCAAGGAUUAUGUUGAAAGUUUGGUUUCAGUUCGUUGA